Messenger RNA from Python bivittatus (Burmese python), 1808 nucleotides. Lineage: Eukaryota; Metazoa; Chordata; Lepidosauria; Squamata; Pythonidae. The record is from RefSeq and is a predicted model, not a curated record.
GUUCGAAUUUUCCCGAGCACAUUUUCCCGGCUCUGGUGGGACGUCCGAUUAUUCGGUCCAGCGUUAAGGUUGGCAAUAUCGAAAUCAAGGACCUCAUGGUGGGUGAUGAUGCCAGCAAGCUGCGUUCCAUGUUGGAGGUGAACUACCCCAUGGAGAACGGGAUUGUGCGCAACUGGGAUGACAUGAAAUACUUGUGGGAUUAUACCUUUGGGCCUGAGAAACUCAACAUUGACCCCCGUAAGUGUAAGAUUCUGCUCACGGAGCCGCCCAUGAAUCCCACCAAGAACCGAGAGAAGAUCAUCGAGGUUAUGUUUGAAACAUACCAGUUUGAUGGCGUCUAUAUUGCGAUCCAAGCCGUGUUGACUCUUUAUGCCCAAGGUCUGCUCACCGGCGUGGUGGUGGAUUCAGGAGAUGGCGUCACCCACAUCUGCCCCGUCUACGAGGGCUUUUCAUUGCCCCACCUCACCCGCCGGCUGGAUAUCGCAGGGCGCGACAUCACACGCUACCUCAUCAAGCUCUUGUUACUUCGCGGCUACGCCUUCAACCACUCGGCUGACUUUGAGACGGUCAGGAUGAUGAAAGAGAAGCUGUGUUACGUUGGCUACAACAUUGACCAGGAACAACAGUUGGCCCGCGAGACAACGGUGCUGGUGGAGUCCUACACGCUGCCAGAUGGGCGUGUGAUCAAAGUUGGGGGGGAACGCUUCGAAGCCCCCGAAGCGCUGUUUCAGCCUCACCUCAUCAACGUGGAAGGGGUAGGCAUGGCUGAACUUCUCUUCAACACCAUCCAAGCCUCAGCGGUGGACACCCGGGCCGAGUUUUAUAAACAUAUUGUUCUUUCGGGGGGCUCUACCAUGUACCCCGGGCUGCCAUCCCGCCUGGAGCGUGAGAUGAAACAGCUGUAUCUGGAACGGGUGCUGAACGGGGAUGUGGAAAAACUGUCGAAAUUCAAGAUUCGCAUUGAGGAUCCCCCACGCCGAAAACACAUGGUAUUUUUGGGGGGAGCCGUCCUUGCUGACAUCAUGAAGGACAAGGAGAACUUCUGGCUGCAGCGGUCCGACUAUCUGGAAAAGGGGACCCGGAUUCUUGAGAUGCUCGGGGUGCCAAUGCGAUAAUUCCUAGUUCUGGUCUUUUCUCGGACCUUAACGUGUUCCAACCCACUUUCCCUUCUCCUUUCUUUAUUCUUCAGCAAUUGUAACAGGCAUUAUGAUCGGGUUGCCUGUUGGGGAAGAGCAGCUCGUUGUUCGGGGCUCUUCCCCCUUUUAAGUUGCUAGUCCUCUGCAAAGGGCCUGGGAGAAAGGCCCCAAGGCAGCACUGAAUCAGCAUCUCUUGACAUUUCAAAUGCUUGCCUUUCUCUAAUGCAGCUCUGGCUGUCAAGCUCGGCUCGGGGAAUUUGUUUCUCUCCCGUCCUAAAAAACCAAUUUUUAGGCUUUGUAGAUGGGAGAGAGAAAUGAACACACUGCAUAUUUUCAUCUAAAAACUCAGGGAUACUGGGGAUAUACUGGUGACUUAGUUGAGAAACACCGAUUUAGGUUUUUUCCUCCAAAAUAUUUCUUCUUUCUUCCUCCGCCUCGAAGUCUAACCAGGAAACGUCACUUUUGGCUCAGGACCAAAAACAAACCAGUUUUGCUUGCUUACGAGAUGUAACUUUUGCCUUUUCUCUGGAUCCAGCUACAAAAGAUAAUUUGAGCCCUCCCAGAGAGAUCUGUGCCUUCCACAAAAGAUGACAGCGCUUGAAAUGUAAUCCACCCCCUCCCCAGCUUCAUUUUUUAAAUAAAAAAGGGACGUUCCUUUAUUUUUUUGAAUGA